AUGUCUCUGUUUCUCAAUCUUCCAUCUGAGCUUGGGAUGCUCAUUAUUGGGCAUGUGCUCGACGCCCCACUCAGCCCGCCUCGGGCUCCUUUUGAAUCAGAUGGAAUCACACGAUGA
Messenger RNA from Penicillium digitatum Pd1, 117 nucleotides. NCBI's taxonomy places the organism in Eukaryota, Fungi, Ascomycota, Eurotiomycetes, Eurotiales, Aspergillaceae. The record is from RefSeq and is a predicted model, not a curated record.